Meloidogyne enterolobii is the source of this 404-nucleotide messenger RNA. NCBI's taxonomy places the organism in Eukaryota, Metazoa, Nematoda, Chromadorea, Rhabditida, Meloidogynidae. The record is from the annotation of a GenBank genome assembly.
UUCAGUCCAGAUUUCAUAUAUACUUCAUUUUUUUCAUAAUAAAUAUGGAGGAACAGGAAGAAACAAUUGAAGUACUUAAAAAGAAGAUUGCAGAGAAGGAACAUAUUAUUACGGUUUUGGAGCUAAAAAGACUUGAAGGAGAAGAAGUCCUUAAUCAAUUAGAAAAUGAGAAAGAAGAACUUGAAGAGCUUAAUAAAAAGAUGAAAAAAGCUUUAAAGAAGGAAGCUAAACGAAGAUUCGCAAUUAUUCGUUAUGGUCUUUUCGGAGCUUUUUUGUGUAGUUAUAGCUAUUGCUUCUAUAUGCUACAUAAAAAUAACAAAGAAAAAGAUAUUCUACCAAAUUACAUAUUGCUUAUUGGAGGAGGAAUGUUUGGAACAAUUAUUAGAUUUGUAAAAUAUGAAUGA